Schistocerca nitens (vagrant locust) is the source of this 1308-nucleotide messenger RNA. RefSeq names its product Down syndrome cell adhesion molecule-like protein Dscam2. The record is from RefSeq and is a predicted model, not a curated record. Lineage: Eukaryota; Metazoa; Arthropoda; Insecta; Orthoptera; Acrididae. The coding region runs from base 1 to 1308 and encodes 435 amino acids. The transcript is spliced from 9 exons.
AUGGCAACAAUCAACGACCAUCGGAACGUAAUGAAGCUCGUCGAGAAGGGUAGGCUGCAUUGCUACACACAAAUUGCCAAUCCUCUCAAGCAGCUAAAGGAGGUUUUCCGCCACCUGCCACUGAAUAUGAAUCCGCAGCACCAACAGGAGGAGCUGGGAGUCACUGACUGCUCAACGAUUUCGUGGCUGUUGUCGGACGGGAGCGAAGCUGACGACGUGGCCGGGCUGCGGCGCGUGCUCGCCAACGGCACUCUUCUGCUGGAACCCUUCUCCGCCGAGGAGUACCGUCCGGAAGUUCACAGCGCCGCCUACCGCUGCGCCGCCUCCAACAUUGUCGGCACCAUCGUCAGCCGCCGCGUGCAGGUCAGGGCAGCGGUGGUGAAACAGUACUACGAGGUGCAGGUGUACGACGAGUUCGUGAUGGCUGGCAACACUGCUGUGUUGCGGUGUCACGUGCCCUCUUUUGUCAGAGAUUACGUCGCCGUCACGUCAUGGUUACGUGGUACGCGCGAUCGCAUUGUCACCGAUAUAGACACAGGCGGGAGGUACUCGGUAUUCUCGUCAGGGGAGCUGCACAUCCGCCAGGUGCAGCCGUCCGACGGAGUGCUUGCCUACCGCUGCGAGACGCAACACCUGCUGACGGGCGAGCACCGCCUCAGCGCAGUCGCGGGCAGGCUGCUCGUGACGUCACCGCAGAAUUCGGUGCCGCCACGUAUCACCGAUUCGCGGAGCCAUGUUCAGGCCCACUACCGCCAGCCGGUUGAGCUGCCGUGCGCUGCACAGGGCUUCCCGCUGCCGUCCUACAUAUGGUUCCGCAGCCACGGAGGGUCGAGCUCGCCAGUGGCGCUGGGAGAGCGAAUCCGACAAGUGGGCGGCAGCCUCUUCCUACGCAGCGCACACAUCGAGGACUCCGGCCGCUACAUGUGCGUAGUCAACAACUCCGUGGGCGCUGAGCGCGCCUCCACUUCGCUGCUCGUCACCACGCCGCUGUCUGCGUACAUCAGCCCUCAGCAACAGACGGUGGACGUGGGCCGUGCCGCGCAGCUCAACUGCACCACGGAGGGGCAUCCGCAGCUGGCCGUUUCCUGGCUCAAGGAUGGCCACCCGCUCACCACUUCGUCAAGAGUACGACUCGUCGCACCGCAGAUUUUGAGAAUUGAGCAUGUGGAGAGGUCGGAUAAAGGCAUGUACCAGUGCGUCGUGUCCAACAACGACGAGACAGCACAGGGAACAGCUGAACUGAGACUGGGCGACUCCAAAUACUUCGAUAUUUGUAAUACGUUUUGUUUAGUGAAUGCAAAAACUUAG